Messenger RNA from Didymodactylos carnosus, 1308 nucleotides. The record is from the annotation of a GenBank genome assembly. NCBI's taxonomy places the organism in Eukaryota, Metazoa, Rotifera, Eurotatoria, Philodinida, Philodinidae.
AUGGAUAACGGUAACGGUCAUCAUGCUCUAUCCGAUCAGGCUUCUUCGCCUCUCUUCAAUCUAACGUCGUCACCAUUUCCUCCCUCAUCAUCAAAUAGACUAACAACCCCAAGGACAUCAUUAACAAACGGACAAACAAGAAAACAUUGCUGGGUCUGCUUUGCAACAGAAGAUGACGAUUUUUCAGCUUCCUGGGUGUCUCCCUGUCGAUGUCGUGGCACAGCGAAAUGGGUUCAUCAAGAAUGUUUACAACGUUGGAUAGAUGAAAAACAACAAGGAAAUAGUACAGUCAAAGUAGCUUGCCCUCAAUGCAAUACGGAAUACAUUAUUGUUUAUCCGAAACAGGGUCCAUUAGUUUAUACGUUGGAUUUGACGGAGCGUAUUUUAAAUCGUUUUUGUCCAUUUCUUGCUGGAGGAAUACUUGUGGGAUCGGUGUAUUGGACGGCAGUCACCUAUGGUGCUGUUACGAUUAUGCAGGUCUGUGUGUUUAUUCUUGGUCACAAAGAGGGAUUGAGUGUUAUGGAAAAGGCUGAUCCUUUAUUCUUACUCAUCGGUUUACCAACGAUACCAACAGGUCUUAUUUUGGGAAGAAUGAUUCGAUGGGAAGACGCAGUACUAAAGUUUUGGCGAAAACAUUCAUCAAAAUUACCAUUGAUGCAUUAUUUAUUUCCAGAAGAUCAUAUAUCCUAUUUGCCACGAUUACCAACUGAAAGAAAUCAAAAUUCAAAUCCAGCUUCCUUAACACGUUUAAUAUGUGGUGGUUUAAUUCUACCAACAAUUGCCACAAUCAUUGGAAAGUUUUUAUUUCAACGUGUACAUUCAAAUUUUCAACGAACGUUACUGGUGUCAUUUAUCGUCACAAAAGGUGUAGCAAAGAUCUAUUAUAAACAAUGUCAAUACAUACGUGAAGCUCAUCGAGAAAUAUUGAAUUAUGAAACUAAGACAACAACAAUAGGACCACGCUCUGCUUCCUUACCGUUGAAUGUUAUGUCACCACCAAACGCAGUAGUUGAAUUUCCAGAUCAAGAUAUUUUAUCUGUUCCAUUGCCACCCUACUCUCCUCCUCGUAAUAUGACACAUGUAACAGAUAAUUCAAAUGAAAGUGAUUUUGCUUUACUGUCUACUUCACCACCGAUACUAGCAACACCUAGCAGUAUUCAUCGUCAACAUCUUCUACAACAACAACAACCCAAUUUAUCAGCUGCUUCUUCAUCUCAAUUUUUACCUUCUGAAUCUGUAUCAGUGGUCGAUAUUCCACCAUACGAUUCAUUUAAUAACGAUAAAGAUCCAUCCUCAUUCCAGUUUUGA